Molecule: messenger RNA, 1980 nt
Organism: Syzygium oleosum
Lineage: Eukaryota; Viridiplantae; Streptophyta; Magnoliopsida; Myrtales; Myrtaceae
Product: UDP-galactose/UDP-glucose transporter 2-like
Exons: 7
Coding region: 489-1553 (354 amino acids)
Biological process (GO): transmembrane transport
Cellular component (GO): Golgi membrane; endoplasmic reticulum membrane
Molecular function (GO): transmembrane transporter activity
Source: RefSeq, a predicted model, not a curated record
ACUCUUUCUCUCUCUAUUUCUUGGUGUUUCUUGACUUUGAAUCUUCCUCGUCCUUCUUCCUCGCGCUAAGUUCGGAACGCCAAAAGCAAGAGUCACUUGAAAAGUCUCCGAUGGCGGAGUGAGACUACUGAGGGAGGAGGGGGUGUGGGACUCGCGCUUUACGCGGCUUUUGUCCUUCGUCGUAUACUUUUCUUGCUCUUGUAGCGACCGCUCGCGUCUUUUCUUGGUGUCAUGAACCGGCCCUCUGCUGCUGCUGCUCCUCCGGUUUCUUGCUAAUCUCGCUGGCGGGGGGAGUGCCCGUGCCCAAAGGGUCACGCGAGGUCGAGCAAGCAAGGCCCGAUUCCUGCCCGCCCCUCCCGUCCCUUUGGUUGCUCGCGCAUCGGUUCUUGGUUCUUGGAGCGUUCGGGGGUGAUCCACUGAUCGUCGGGUCGUGCUCGUGAUUCUGGGUGCGAGGGAGAGGAUCGAGGAGGGGGGAGAGGGCAGGAAGGAUGAAGAGCGAGGAUCAAGCGAGGUCCCUGUUCGGGAUUUCUCUCUCUGAUCGCCCGAAGUGGCACCAAUUCCUCAUCUGCUCUUCCGGGUUCUUCUUCGGCUACCUCGUCAACGGCGUCUGCGAGGAAUACGUGUAUAAUCGGCUCCAAUUCAGCUACGGUUGGUAUUUCACCUUCAUACAAGGAUUCGUGUACCUGAUACUCAUAUACUUUCAGGGUUUCACCACCAAGCAGAUGGUGAACCCAUGGAAAACGUAUGUGAAGCUCUCUGCUGUGCUCAUGGGUUCUCAUGGAUUGACCAAGGGAUCUUUGGCUUUUCUCAAUUAUCCUGCCCAAAUCAUGUUCAAAUCCACAAAGGUUUUGCCAGUCAUGGUGAUGGGAGCAUUUAUUCCUGGCUUGAGAAGAAAGUACCCUGCUCACGAGUAUUUAUCAGCUCUGCUUCUAGUAGCUGGUCUGAUUCUGUUCACCUUAGCAGAUGCUCAGACUUCUCCGAAUUUUAGCAUGAUUGGUGUUUUGAUGAUUACUGGAGCUUUAAUCUUUGAUUCAUUUCUCGGAAAUUUGCAAGAAGCCAUAUUUACCUUGAAUCCUGAUACAACGCAGAUGGAGAUGUUAUUCUGUUCGACAGUAGUCGGCCUGCCUUUCCUUGUUCCACCAAUGAUCCUUACAGGGGAGUUGUUUAAGGCUUGGAAUUCAUGUUCUCAGCACCCAUACGUUUAUGGGGUGUUAAUUUUUGAAGCCAUGGCCACAUUUGUUGGACAAGUCUCUGUAUUAUCCCUCAUAGCCAUCUUCGGGGCUGCAACUACUGCAAUGGUAACAACUGCCAGGAAGGCCGUCACUCUCUUGUUGUCAUACUUGAUAUUUACAAAGCCAUUGACAGAGCAACACGGAACGGGGCUUCUGCUCAUAGCCAUGGGGAUCAUAUUGAAGAUGUUGCCAGAAAACAAACCACCUCCCAGGGGUACAAUGGCAAAUGGUGGUUCUAAGCACGAGAAAUCUCCACUCCGACGAGACAGCAAACCUGUUGACAAUGGGGAAGGUGAGGAAGAAGGAAGGCCUUUAGUAUGAUUGAAGGUGGCCCGUUUCCUUUUCCUCUUCCCCUUGUUUUAUAUUCUUUUCGUAAACUUUUCACUCUAUUUUUCCUAGCUUGCAAGAUCACACGUCACAGCUGCCUAGACAAAUUCAUUGUCGAUAAGUCUGUAGUUUCAACGGUUUCUUGGUGAUUAUGCAUCCGUCAAGCGGAGAAAUCUUUAAAGCAUCUUGCCGGGAAAGGCAAUGGCUACUACUAGAAAGCGAAUGGGGGCACUUAGAUAUCAGUGUUUUGUCACUGGGAUGCUGUCUCUUUUGAGAGAUGUUCCUAGUUGUGAAUGAAAAGGGUCCAUUCAUUUUUCUCUCCUGGCAGUGUCAUUGUUGAUGAUGUACAUAAUUCAGGAACGUGGUAGAUCAGAUUGUGCUUUACUUUUAAAUCAAUUCAAUGAGUUCACUUGUUAUAUUA